UGUUUGUCAAAGGCUCGGAGGAGCGGCGGCGGCCGAGGAGACGGAGGCCGAUCCGGCUCGUUGCUGGAGGGGGACGGGGCCGAAGCGGCCCGGGCGGGACGGUCGGCGCGCGGGCCGGGGACGGGCGGGGGGUGAGGCCCGCCCACGCUGAGGGAGAAGCGCCCGGCCGGGCUCGGCCUAAAUGGGGGAAGCCGCGCCCUGAGGCCCAGCCCAGGGCGGGCCCUCCCCCUCUCCUGCCCCUGCCCCCUCCCCCGCCCCUGCCCCGCCCCGCGUCGGCCACCCCAGCGUCCGGCUCGGCCGGGGGCCGGGGGCGAGGCGCGCCCCGCUCCCGCCGGGAAGAUGCACCGCUCCCUCCCCAUAGCCCGCCAGCACCUGGGGGUGGCCCUGGCCGGCGCCAGCGUGGUGGUCAAGGCCCUGUGUUCGGCCGUGGUGCUGCUCUACCUGCUCUCCUUCGCCGUGGACACGGCCCCGGGCCUGGCCGUCACUCCCGGCUACCUCUUCCCGCCCAACUUCUGGAUCUGGACCCUCGCUACCCACGGACUGGUGGAGCGGCACGUCUGGGACGUGGGUGUCAGCCUGGCCACGGUGAUAGUCGCCGGGCGGCUCCUGGAGCCCCUCUGGGGAGCGCUGGAGUUACUCGUCUUCUUCGUAGUAGUGAAUGUGUCGGUGGGGUGCCUGGGGGCCCUCGCCUACCUCCUCACCUACAUGGCGUCCUUCGAUCUGGCCUACCUGUUCACCGUGCGGAUCUCCGGCGUGCUGGGCUUCCUGGGUGGCGUCCUCGUGGCCCUCAAGCAGACCAUGGGGGACAGCAUCGUCCUGAAGGUGCCGCAGGUUCGGAUGAAGGUGGUCCCGAUGCUGCUGCUCCUGUCCCUCGUGCUCCUGCGGUUGACCACCCUGGUGCGGAGCAGCGCGUUGGCCUCUUACGGCUUCGGGGUCCUCUCUAGCUGGAUCUAUCUCCGCUUUUACCAGCGCCACAGCCGAGGCCGCGGGGAUAUGUCGGACCACUUCGCCUUCGCCACCUUCUUCCCGGAGAUCCUUCAGCCCGUCGUGGGGCUGGCGGCGAACCUCGUGCACGGUCUCCUCGUGAAGGCGAGAGUCUGCCGGAAAACGGUGAAGCGGUAUGACGUGGGGGCCCCGUCGUCCAUUACCAUUAGUCUGCCCGGGACAGAUCCCCAGGAUGCUGAGCGGAGAAGGCAACUGGCCCUGAAAGCCCUAAAUGAGCGGCUGAAGCGAGUGGAGGACCAGACGGCCUGGCCCAACAUGGAGGACGAGGACGAUGAGGCCAGUACCAAGGUGGAGAGCCUCCUGCUUGCUGAGAAAAGCCUUGGGCCCUCUGAGAAAGAGGCCGCACCCGAGUCCAGUCUGAUCACCUUUGAGGAAGCCCCCCCACAGCUGUAAUGCCACGCCUCACCAACACCUUCCUUCUCCCCAGCCUGGACAGCUGUCUCAGUGGGCUACUUGAGAUCAUCUCCCUUCAGAGCGGGGACUCUUUUCCUCCUAUCUUGGCUGCACUAGGGAACCGACUGCUUCUGUUGGGUGGGGGGUGGG
Messenger RNA from Ornithorhynchus anatinus (platypus), 1548 nucleotides. RefSeq names its product transmembrane protein 115 (gene TMEM115). Gene Ontology annotation, cellular component: Golgi apparatus; membrane. Gene Ontology annotation, biological process: retrograde vesicle-mediated transport, Golgi to endoplasmic reticulum. The transcript has 2 exons. Bases 340 to 1398 code for a protein of 352 amino acids. NCBI's taxonomy places the organism in Eukaryota, Metazoa, Chordata, Mammalia, Monotremata, Ornithorhynchidae. The record is from RefSeq and is a predicted model, not a curated record.